CCUAAAAACUCUGAGGCAAAACACCCUCCUUCACUGUAAAGUGAAAAUCAGCACAUUAGAAAACCUCUCUGAAGGGGGGGAGUUGUCUAUCAGAAUAUCAUUCAUCAGUGCAAAAGAGAAAGUGUGUCACUCUGUUUGCAAUGGCGAUGAUGCUGCAGCUGAUCUUUGUUCUCUGCACUCUGAUCUCAAUCACAGUGUCCAGUGAUGUGUUCAGACUGGCUGGCAGUUCUGUUCAACUGGAUGUACAGGAUCCUGUACCAGACUUUGAUGACUUAUUCUGGGUGUUUAACAGAGAAAACAAUGUUCUAAAAUAUAAUAACAAAAACAAUAUUAAAUACUAUUCUGAUUAUAAAGGCAGAGUGGAGUUCAAUGAGGAAACCUACAGUCUGACACUGAAGAACUUACAGAAGACUGAUAGUGGAAUGUAUGAAGCAAAAGCGUCUGGUGAUGUGGUCACAGAUGUUGCUGAGUACAGACUCUCUGUGUUGGAUCCAGUGGAGGCUCCAGUCCUGACUCACCAGCUGGGCACAGACACCUCUAACAUCACUCUCACCUGUAGAGGUCAUGACCUCUCUAUCAACUCUAGCUGUGAACAAGAAACCUGUGAGGAGAAGGAAGUGACAUCACCUGGAGGCGUCUCCCUUUCCCUGUUUGUCAAUGGCAGCACCAUCAUCUGUAACCAUAGCAGCCCAGUCAGCUGGAAGAAAGAUGUUUUGGAGAUGAGAGAACUGAAACGACUCUGUGCUGAUGAAGAUCCAGUAGAGGCUCCAGUCCUGACUCACCAGCUAAGCAGAGAUACCUGUAACAUCACUCUCACCUGUAGACGUCAUGACCUCUCUCUCAACUCCAGCUGUGAACAAGAAACCUGUGAGGAGAAAGAAGUGACAUUUCCUGGAGGCGUCACCCUUUCCCUGUUUGUCAAUGGCAGCACCAUCAUCUGUAACAAUAGUAACACAGUCAGCUGGAAGACGGAUGUUUUGGAGAUGAGAGAACUUAAACGACUCUGUGCUGAUGAAGAUCCAGUAGAGGCUCCAGUCCUGACUCACCAGCUAAGCAGAGAUACCUGUAACAUCACUCUCACCUGUAGACGUCAUGACCUCUCUCUCAACUCCAGCUGUGAACAAGAAACCUGUGAGGAGAAAGAAGUGACAUUUCCUGGAGGCGUCACCCUUUCCCUGUUUGUCAAUGGCAGCACCAUCAUCUGUAACCAUAGUAACACAGUCAGCUGGAAGACGGAUGUUUUGGAGAUGAGAGAACUUAAACGACUCUGUGCUGAUGAAGAUCCAGUAGAGGCUCCAGUCCUGACUCACCAGCUAAGCAGAGAUACCUGUAACAUCACUCUCACCUGUAGACGUCAUGACCUCUCUCUCAACUCCAGCUGUGAACAAGAAACCUGUGAGGAGAAAGAAGUGACAUUUCCUGGAGGCGUCACCCUUUCCCUGUUUGUCAAUGGCAGCACCAUCAUCUGUAACCAUAGUAACACAGUCAGCUGGAAGACGGAUGUUUUGGAGAUGAGAGAACUUAAACGACUCUGUGCUGAUGAAGAUCCAGUAGAGGCUCCAGUCCUGACUCACCAGCUAAGCAGAGAUACCUGUAACAUCACUCUCACCUGUAGACAUCAUGACCUCUCUCUCAACUCCAGCUGUGAACAAGAAACCUGUGAGGAGAAAGAAGUGACAUUUCCUGGAGGCGUCACCCUUUCCCUGUUUGUCAAUGGCAGCACCAUCAUCUGUAACCAUAGUAACACAGUCAGCUGGAAGACGGAUGUUUUGGAGAUGAGAGAACUUAAACGACUCUGUGCUGAUGAAGAUCCAGUAGAGGCUCCAGUCCUGACUCACCAGCUAAGCAGAGAUACCUGUAACAUCACUCUCACCUGUAGACGUCAUGACCACUCUCUCAACUGCAGCUGUGAACAAGAAACCUGUGAGGAGAAGGAAGUGACAUUUCCUGGAGGCGUCACCCUUUCCCUGUCUGUCAAUGGCAGCACCAUCAUCUGUAACCAUAGCAACCCAGUCAGCUGGAAGACGGAUGUUUUGGAGACGAGAGAACUUAAACAACUCUGUGUUGAUGAAGGAAGAAAAAGAAACAAAAGAUCGCGUGUCAUGGUUGCCAUAGUGGUCAUGGUUGCUGUCUUUGUUUUCUUUAUCAUCUUAUAUCUUCACUGGAAGAAGAAUCAACCAGUGGCCAAAGUUAAUUGA
Molecule: messenger RNA, 2198 nt
Organism: Pygocentrus nattereri (red-bellied piranha)
Lineage: Eukaryota; Metazoa; Chordata; Actinopteri; Characiformes; Serrasalmidae
Exons: 10
Coding region: 141-2198 (685 amino acids)
Source: RefSeq, a predicted model, not a curated record